Salmo salar (Atlantic salmon) is the source of this 1442-nucleotide messenger RNA. It is a transcript of the gene pigr, whose product is annotated as polymeric immunoglobulin receptor. The record is from RefSeq and is a predicted model, not a curated record. Gene Ontology annotation, molecular function: transmembrane signaling receptor activity. Lineage: Eukaryota; Metazoa; Chordata; Actinopteri; Salmoniformes; Salmonidae. Gene Ontology annotation, cellular component: plasma membrane.
CAGGAAGUGAGUGCUAGCGAACGGGUUGUUUUAGGAAACGGGUUUUCUUGAUGAACCACUUCUCACAGCGCCAUAGCCUCACAUAGUGACAGUCUGGAACAUGACUCCUCUACUCUUCUUCGCCUUCCUCCUCCUCUCUCAUCUGCCAGGCUCUCUCUGUAGGGUGACCACCGUGGGUGACCUGGCGGUCCUGGAAGGUCGGUCGGUGAUGAUCCCGUGCCAUUACGGGCCGCAAUACGCCAGUUAUGUGAAGUACUGGUGCCAUGGCAGUGUAAAGGACCUCUGUACCAGUCUGGUUCGCAGCGAUGCCCCACGGGGGCAGGCUGCACCUGGAGAAGACAAGGUGGCCAUGUUUGAUGACCCGGUACAGCAGGUGUUCACAGUAACAAUGACAGAGCUGCAGAAGGAGGACUCUGGAUGGUACUGGUGUGGUGUGGAGGUGGGAGGAGUCUGGAGUGCUGAUGUCACAGCCUCCCUUCACAUCAAUGUUAUCCAAGGUAUGUCUGUGGUGAACAGCAUGGUGAGCGGAGAGGAAGGGACCAGCGUUACUGUCCAGUGUCUCUACAGCCAGGGAUACAGGCAGCAUGAGAAGCGUUGGUGUCGUAGUGGUGACUGGAGCUCCUGUCUAGUGACAGAUGGUGAAGGGCGGUAUGAAGACCAGGCAGUAGAGAUCAGAGAUGACCUGACCAAGGCUUUCACUGUCACCCUGAAGGGACUGGCCCGGAGAGAUACAGGCUGGUACUGGUGUGCUGCAGGACAACAACAAGUGGCUGUCUACAUCCUGGUCACUCCUCCAUCCACAACAGCACCUGCUCCUACAGUGACGUCCCCACCAGAAGAAAGCCCCCAGUCUGUUCCUGUGUCUCCGUCUGUGUCUCCGUCUGUGUCUCCGUCUGUGUCUCCUCUUCCCAGACACGUAGCUAAAGGAGCAGACCACCACAGGCCACUAUGGGAGUUUCCUCUGAUGGUGUGUGGAGUUCUGUUCAUCUUGAUGGUUCUGGUGCUGCUGCCAUGGAAGAUACUGGACCAAUACAACAAAACACACAGGACAAGACAGGCAGAGCUGGAAGCCAGACUCAGUGACCCCCCAGGUGACGACUGGCAGAACACCUCUGUCGUCUUCCUCAACUCCGCCUCACAGAAGGUGUACGGUUUCUGACCCCGUCCACCCUCCAGUCACCUCUGACCUCUAACGUCCACCCUCUAUCUCUGGCCACCUUUCAUCAGAGCUGGGCGCCACUAAAUAUUCCAUCCAUCCAACGAUAUUUUCAGUACCAUGUUGUAUGAUCCAUCAUUACCACAAAUGUUAUUGUGAUCAUUACCUGACAUGUUAAAUAAUGUUACCAUGUUUACUGAAAUCAGUGUGUAUAUAAUCUACUGCAACUAUUUGUUUGUAUUACAUAUUUACAUUUCUAUUAAAAAAAAAACAUUUUAAGAAAGAA